AUGCACUCCUCUGAUAUCUUUGCCUCUAUCGGCGCAAUCGCCGUUGCCGCCCUCGCCUUCAAAGCUGCUUCCGCCGGCGUAGUCUAUCUCCUCCCCUCAAACCUCAAGCGAUAUGCCCACGUUUCAGGUGAUGGCCGCCCUCCGUGGGCGCUGGUGACGGGUGCAUCGGACGGCAUUGGCCGCGCCUUUGCUGACGAGCUCGCGCUGCGAGGCUUCAACGUGGUCCUUCACGGCCGCAAUCAGGCAAAGCUCGAUGUGGCUGGAGAAGCUCGGUCGCAACAUUCAGUCGAUUUCAAUGCCAUCAAAGACGCGCUUCAAGACUUGCAUCUCACCGUUUUAAUCAACAACGCGGGCGGCGGUUCUACAAACCCCGUCUACCUCUCACUGGGCGACUGCUCCGAGCGACGAAUCACUGACAACGUCAGUGUCAAUGCAUUGUUUCCCCUGCAGCUGAUUCGCGUCCUGCUCCCACAUCUGGCACUAAACUCACCGGCGCUCAUAAUGAACAUCAGCUCUAUGGCUGACGCAGGCUUCCCCAUGCUGGCUUCUUAUGGCGCGAGCAAGCAGUUUCUAAUGACCUUGACGCGAGCUAUAAAUUUGGAAUCUGCAUUAUUGGGACGAACUGACAUUGAGUGCCUUGGCGUCCGUGUUGGUAACGUUACAAGUGUAUCGCACAAUAAAGAGACUCCAUCGCUUUUCACGCCGACAGCCGAGACGAUGGCUCGAGCUGCGCUGGAUCGAGCUGGCCACGGGCAUGUGGUUGUAACCGGACACUGGGCACAUGCGCUGCAGGGGGCCAGUUUGACGUUUCUGCCUUCGUUUAUGGCGAACAAGAUCAUGGUUGAUGCUAUCCGCGUGAGGUGGGAGGCUGAGCUUAAGUCAAGCUAG
Messenger RNA from Trichoderma gamsii, 888 nucleotides. RefSeq names its product short chain dehydrogenase. Lineage: Eukaryota; Fungi; Ascomycota; Sordariomycetes; Hypocreales; Hypocreaceae. Bases 1 to 888 code for a protein of 295 amino acids. The record is from RefSeq and is a predicted model, not a curated record. Gene Ontology annotation, cellular component: endoplasmic reticulum. The transcript has 2 exons. Gene Ontology annotation, molecular function: oxidoreductase activity.